This is a messenger RNA of Fusarium fujikuroi IMI 58289, 540 nucleotides long. RefSeq lists its product as uncharacterized. The record is from RefSeq and is a predicted model, not a curated record. The transcript has a single exon. Bases 1 to 540 code for a protein of 179 amino acids. NCBI's taxonomy places the organism in Eukaryota, Fungi, Ascomycota, Sordariomycetes, Hypocreales, Nectriaceae.
AUGGCUACCAAGGCACCAGCAGUUAUGCCACGUAUCGGCGUCUCAUACAGCACAUUUGUGGAAUUACUUUGCAGGAUCAACAAGGGGACAUUCAGGGACGCAGCAAUUGACACUCUAGGAAAGGUACAGAAAGUCCACCAAGCUCAAUCGCGAAUCCUAAAAUGCUACCCUGACCUUACGACCGUUAUUCUUGGAACCGCUAGGCCGCCUUCCCACAGAUAUCCAUCACAGAAUGAGAUCGAUGAACUCCUCGGUGACCUGAGAAGUGUGAGAUACUUUUUGUUUGACAUGGAGCAUCGGUUCUGCUCUGGCCACGAGAAUGAGCGGAAUAUGUUGCAGCCACUGGGGGAGGUAACAGCAGACUUGGAGAGACAGCUGUAUUGUAUUCAGUUGGCUAUCAAUAAGUUUGAUCCUUAUAGAGGACCUAAGGAUAUCUUUGGCAUGUAUUGUGGUGUUCUUGUAGAUGAGAAUUUGGCCAGAACUGGCAUAGAGGGUGGCACAGGUAGGAUUGAGGAACAGAUGCAGGAGAUGGCAAUCUAG